Molecule: messenger RNA, 657 nt
Organism: Colletotrichum abscissum
Lineage: Eukaryota; Fungi; Ascomycota; Sordariomycetes; Glomerellales; Glomerellaceae
Exons: 3
Coding region: 1-657 (218 amino acids)
Source: RefSeq, a predicted model, not a curated record
AUGGAGAGGUCGUAUGCAUUUCAAGUACACAUCAACUACCGCAACCGGGUCAGAACACAAACCAUUUUGCUUGUGACGGCUGCCGAGCAAAGAAGGCGUCGCAAAGGUGGAAGGCCCCCAGCGCCGCACAAAAGCGCAACGCCUCGCGAGAUCACGCCGUCUACGUCAGAAGAACCGCCGAUGAUGGUCCCUUCUGAAUCACCCAAAGAGCGAUUACAAUCGGCGCAAUUGGAGCAGUUGUCUGAACCCAAAUGUGUCUCAAAGGGUGCUGCAUCGGAUCAAAUCUUGCCACCGGAGCGAGCCGAGAUUGACAUGGACUCCCAGUCAACCAAUUUGCUCAUCCAAACCCCGACAUUCGUUGGCUCGGGCCAAUCACCAAGCACCCUGCUGGAAGAGGAGUCGUCUGGCACACCGCCUGACUUUGAGGAUCUGGCCCUUCCAGAUUACAUGGAGUCAGACUUGCAUGAGUUUGAUAUGGACGACUUACAAUUACUUGAUGCCGAGAUAAACUUGUCCGAACAGGAAGCUGAAGGCCAUGACCUAAGCGAAGCAUUUGCAUCCAGUACAACCCCAUUCAACGUCCAAAUCACACGGGAAACUAGCUUUGCUAGAAGCAGCUCAUCGUCAGAUCAAAUGAUUGAUGCUAAGUGGAUGUAG